AAUAUUGAUGUGGCUUCUGCUGGAGGAUUAAUUCCAUUUCUUCGUAUACUUCAUGCGCAACAAGGAGCAACGGUCACAUCGAAUCUUCCUUUUGAAAAUGCAAUUUCUGUGGUGGACUCUGAUGUAAUGAAAGCAACUUUAACUAUCGGUGACAGACCUAUUAAAUUAUUCGAAUUUUUGGAAUUUUUGGGAAAAGAUAACCUUCAAGUCUUUGAUGCCGAGAGAGCUUCUAAAUUUAGAAAAUUGACCGGAUCCGCUUUUGGUCAGGAAGCUUUGGAGACCAAAUAUGAAGAUAUGCAAAAUAUUGGUGUUGAGUUUAUCAAGCGAUGGGAAGCAAGUUUGAAUUCGCAAAACGAUAUUAUUAGAAUGCAAGAGCAAUGCCUCGAAUUUUCAUUGCGAGUAACCGCAAAAGCUCUUAUAAGUGCCGAUACGUCUCAGGAUUUAGACUUUAAAAAAUUUCAACAAUCUUAUGACGUCGUGUUGAGUGGCACGUUCGAUAAACAAUUUGGUAUUCUCGACGAUCGUCGUGAAAAAGAAUUCCAAAACUCACUCGAUACUUAUCGUGCUAUACUUGACAAGCUUAUUAAUGAUAGGAAGAAUAGGAACAUCGAAGUAGAAAAUAUGCAUUUCAAAGAUUUUCUUGAUAUUUUAGUAACGGAAAAUGAUCCAAAAACUGAGCGUCCGUUUAGUGAUGAAAUGUUAAGAAGUUUGGUGGGCGUAUAUUUGACGGCUGGAUAUCAUACUACUGGUGUUGCAAUUCCUUUUACUCUAUUCGCUUUAACACAGAACCCUGAAGUUAAAAUAAAACUUCAAGAGGAAAUUGACGAAAUGUUACAAGAUCGGUUACCAACACUAGAAGACUUAUCCAAGAUGGAUUAUCUAACACAAGUGGUAAAAGAAGCUCUUCGAGUUCAUCCGCCAGGUUCUUUCUGCGCUCGUUUAUUAAAAACAAGAUCAGCUCUCCCGAAAUCAUUAGAAAAUGUCAAAGUUCAAGAUGAAAACAUUACAUUAUUAUAUUGUAUUCCAUUAUAUCACGAGAAUCCGUUAUAUUUUGCUAACCCAAAACAGUUCAAUCCAUCUCGAUUUUCACGAGAAAACAUAAAGAGUAUUAAACCAAACACAUACUGUCCAUUUGGAUUUGGAGCUCGAAUUUGUCCGGCAGAGAGAUUCGCUAUGGUUGAUAUCAAAAUGAUGAUCUGUAUGAUUUUACAAAAAUUUGAUAUCGAAUUGGCUAUGCCAAUAGAAGAAGUAAAAAUGGAAGAAAGAUUUACUGUUAUGGCUAAAAAUGAUAUUUUGGUAAAACUUAAACCAAGGAGUAGUAGAAAUGCCUAA
Messenger RNA from Scutellospora calospora, 1332 nucleotides. The record is from the annotation of a GenBank genome assembly. NCBI's taxonomy places the organism in Eukaryota, Fungi, Glomeromycota, Glomeromycetes, Diversisporales, Gigasporaceae.